AUGCCACAUUUUGUCAAUUCUAGCCUAUUCAUGAGAUCUAUAGCAUCCAACCCAUCCUUCUGGUUGGCACACCUACGUGAGGUGGUUGAGGCUAAGGAAGAUACACUUUUAGAGUCAGCGGUGAAUGUAGAUGUAAAUGCAGAGACAACUGUGGAGGGUAGACAAUUCACAACUAGCAAAGAGCAAAGUAAGCACAGUGUACACACACGCAAAUUCAAGUUUCAUAUGACCUAUCCUGCACAUAACUUAGUUAUGGAAACUAAAGUGAAGAGGAGAGAAUGCAAGAAAGGCAAACUGAAGGAAGGUGAAAGAUGGAAAAGGUGGAAUAAUAACUUACCUGUUUUUUUCAUUUUCAUCGCUCACCGACUUCUUUAG
This is a messenger RNA of Echinococcus granulosus, 375 nucleotides long. RefSeq lists its product as hypothetical. Lineage: Eukaryota; Metazoa; Platyhelminthes; Cestoda; Cyclophyllidea; Taeniidae. The coding region runs from base 1 to 375 and encodes 124 amino acids. The transcript is spliced from 2 exons. The record is from RefSeq and is a predicted model, not a curated record.